AUGAGGUGAGUGACCGAGAAUAUUCUGUUCGUUUAAAUACAGAUGCUUUCAGUGACACUUUCGACUGGCCUGCUGGAAAGAACGAAGCGAAAGAAAGGCUUGGAGAAAAGUGAGUAAAUGAGAUUUUACGUUCCGAACACCCUGUUCCAGAUUUGAACAACUUCACCUGGAUUCUCGUAUUGCCGCAUCCCAUGCGAAGCCGUUGACCAACGUUGACCCAGUCGUCGUUCCAAUCUACCAUUCGAGCACUUACCGUUUCAAAACUAUCGACCAAUUCAGUGAACCGAAUCAUGUACGGUUUCGGCUUUGGUAUUUCAGUGAAAUGCUAAACUUCAGGGCUCCAACUUUGUCUAUCGUCGGUGCGGAAAUCCGACAACCGAGAACGUGGAAGUGGUGAUCAAUGAGAUCGAAGGAGGUGCCGGAUCCCUGGUUUACAAUUCCGGACUCGCGGCCAUCAGUUCCGUCUUCCUGCAAUUCCUCCACUCUGGCGCUCACCUCAUUUCCAUGGCUCCGAUCUACAGUGGGACUUCCUCUUACAUCAACGAAACUCUGAAGCGUUUCGGAGUGGAGGUGACGUUCGUUAACGUCGAGAAGGAAUCGGAUUUCGCUGGCGCCGUCGAAGCAGCCAUCCGUCCGAAUACAAAGUUGAUCUACUUCGAAACAAUUGCCAAUCCAUCGAUGGCAGUGCCUGAUGUGCUCGGAACUCUUGCAGUUGCCAAGAAACACAAUGUAAAUCAGCAUCCCCAAGGCAUUUCAUGAAUUCUGUCUUCCAGAUUCGCACUUGCGUCGACGCCACGUUUUCCUCUCCGUACAACAUUCAACCUCUUCAAAUUGGAGCUGAUAUCUGUCUCCACAGCUGGUGAUUCCUCCCUUCUCACCCACCAUAACUCUUCAUUUUCAGUUCCAAAUACAUCGGAGGUCACACCGACGUCAUCGCUGGAGUCGUGACUCUCAAGACGUACGACGACUGGAAGGAGCUGAAACUGCAACAAUUGACAACUGGAAGUUCCUUGGUGAUUCAUUCGCAAUCAUAUGUUUCCCUCAAAUUCUUUCCUUUCAGUCUCCCUACGAUGCUGCUCUUCUCACCCGUGGCCUCAAAACUCUGGCUCUUCGAGUGGACAGAAUCUCAGAGAACGCCCAGAAAAUCGCCGAAUUCCUGGAUUCUCAUCCGAAGGUACGGAAUCGGCACUAGAAGAUCUAAAUAUUCAAUUGCAGGUUCAACGUGUCUUCUACCCGGGACUUCCUUCCCAUCCCCAGCAUAAAUAUGCGAAACAGGUCAUGAAACAGUUCUCCGGAAUGAUUGCCUUCGACGUCGGAACUGCUGAGAAUGCGAUCAAACUCAUCGAGGUCUGACACUCUCUCCCUCUCCCAACUUCCCAAAUUACCCUUCAGAGUCUCAAACUGAUCAUCCACGCCGUUUCCCUGGGAGGCACCGAGUCGCUCAUCGAGCACCCCCUUUCGAUGUCGCACGGAAAGCAACUGCUCCGUGACGUGGACACUCCUCCAGUUGCUCCAGGACUUCUCCGCUUCAGGUAGUCAAUUUCGUGUCUCUCUUUCUCUCUGUCUCGACAAUCUCAACUUGCGAAUUGCAGUGUCGGCAUCGAGAAUGUGGCCGAUAUCAUUGGCGAUUUGAAAGAUGCGUUGGAGAAUUUUUGA
Caenorhabditis sp. 36 PRJEB53466 is the source of this 1656-nucleotide messenger RNA. Lineage: Eukaryota; Metazoa; Nematoda; Chromadorea; Rhabditida; Rhabditidae. The record is from the annotation of a GenBank genome assembly.